Sporisorium graminicola is the source of this 1869-nucleotide messenger RNA. RefSeq lists its product as uncharacterized. The record is from RefSeq and is a predicted model, not a curated record. Lineage: Eukaryota; Fungi; Basidiomycota; Ustilaginomycetes; Ustilaginales; Ustilaginaceae. Gene Ontology annotation, molecular function: nucleic acid binding; ATP binding; RNA helicase activity. Gene Ontology annotation, biological process: maturation of SSU-rRNA. Bases 1 to 1869 code for a protein of 622 amino acids. The transcript has a single exon.
AUGGACAUCUUUCGCACCUUAGCGGGCGGAGGUGCUCGCUUCGACAAGAAGCGCUUCCAGAACGACCUCAAGAUCUUCGGUGGCGCAGCUGCUGACGAGCCGGCGGGGUCUACGAGCAGUACAACAUCUUCCAGCAAGGCUUCUGCGGGUAAACGAAAACGAAAAGGGACAGAGUCGAUCGCAUCUGCCAACAACGAAGCGUCGACGUCGAAUGGGGCAAAAGUGAUUGUCCCGGACGGGCUUGAUUUCUUCGGUUCAGCGGCCAAGACGAAAUCGACCACUUCGGCGGUGGAGCGUCAAGAGAGGCUCAGCAAGAAGGAUGGCAAGCGGAAAGCAAAUACUGGAUCUUCUGACUCGGAGGAUGAUGUAGAUGAGCAUGACGAAGGCUCGGACUCAGAAGAAGAGCGAACGGACGAGGCGCCGGUGACGAAAGCUACGCUCAGCACCUUCCUCAAAGCCAACAAGAUCAAGUUGAAGGGCACCGACGUUCCCCUUCCCAUGGCGUCGUGGUCGGAACUCGAGACGCGAUUCAACGUGCAACCAUGGCUGCGCACCAAUCUGGAAAAGUGGGGAUGGGGUGUGCCCACCGCGAUUCAGAAGGGUGCCAUGCCUGUGCUGCUCGCCAACCGCGAUCUCCUCGCCGGCGCACCCACGGGAUCCGGUAAGACGCUUGCCUUCCUUCUUCCUCUCAUCCACCACCUUCGCGCGCCGUCCAAAAAGGAACACUUCCGCGCCGUUAUCGUUUCACCCACGCGCGAACUCGCUCAACAGAUCUACGACCAGCUGCGUCGACUUAGCGAAGGGCGUAACUUCCGCAUCUGCGUGCUCACCAAGACCUCGGAUGCCUCUGCGAUCGCCAAUGCGUCUUCCGCCGAUCCGAGCAAACGCAAGAAGUUCGACGUGCUCAUCACGACGCCGCUGCGACUUGUGCAUGCGGUGGAGAAGGAGGAGGUGGAUCUGAGCAAUGUGCGCCAUUUGGUGUUGGACGAAGCAGAUCGGUUGUUGGAAGAUGGGUUCCUGCAGCAGACGGACUCGAUCCUGGCGGCGUGUUCGCACCCGCACUUGCGCAAGGCGCUGUUCUCUGCCACGCUGCCCGCGGGAGUAGAGGAGAUGGCGAGAACGUUCAUGGUCGACGAAUACCGCGUCAUCGUGGGCACCAAAGACUCGGCGACCGAAACGAUCCAGCAGGAGCUGCAAUUCGUCGGAUCCGAAGACGGCAAGCUGCACGCGCUGCGCUCGCUGAUCCAGGAAGGCGGGCUCAAGCCACCCGUGCUGCUGUUCGUCCAGUCGAUCGAUCGCGCCAAAGAUCUAUUCCACGAGCUGGUCUACGACGGGUUGCACGUCGACGUGAUCCACUCCGACCGACCCAAGCUGCAGCGCGAAGGCGUCAUCAGCGCUUUCAAGCGCGGAGACGUGUGGGUGCUUAUCUGCACCGAACUCAUGGCACGCGGUAUCGACUUCAAGGGCGUGCAGCUCGUGAUCAACUACGACUUUCCGCAGUCGGUGCAGUCCUACAUCCACCGCAUCGGUCGCACGGGCCGAGCGGGCAAGCAGGGCCGAGCCAUCACCUACUUCACCAAGGAGGACGCCGUGCAUCUCAAGACCGUGGUCAACGUCAUGCGACAGAGCGGCUGCGACGUGCCGGAGUGGAUGGUGAAACUGAAGAACCCAGGCAAGAACGAGAGGAAGAAGCUCAAGCAGAGGGCACCCGAGAGGAAGGAGAUCCGCACGAGCGCGGCUAGCAGUAUGGGCAGGAGGCAGGCCAACAAGCGCAAGGAGAUGAUUGCUGCGAGCAAGAGGAGGAAGGCGAGCGAUGGCAAGGAGCAGCACAAAGGUCGAGGCGAGGCCAAGGUUCAGAGCGAGCAGUAG